AUGCUUUCUCUAACGGUUUGCUUAGGCUUUCUCUCGGUCGUGGGUGCGAUUCCAGGUGCUCAAUUUCCUCACGCUACUCCAGCUCCUUACUAUGACGCUCGAUCAAAUUCCGGAUCUCAUGAUAAGAGUUGGAUAAACUAUACUGCUGUACCGGGGUUCUUUUUACAAGAUGAAGCGACGACUGUUCCAUCGACUUUCGAUUAUACUCAAUGGAACUUUGGUCUCCUAAAUCGAACUUAUCCUACGGAUUCCCGUGUCUCUAAAAAUGCAAGUCAAUGGGAAAGGUUUGAGAAAUAUGUGACUUCUUUAAAUAAGAACGCAAAGAAGAAUGUGAACUAUAAAGUUUUAUUCAUGGGGAGACAUGGUGAAGGAUGGCAUAAUGCUGCUGAGACUUAUUAUGGAACUCCUGCUUGCUAUUAUUCCGAGAUGGAUGGUAAUGCCACUGUCACAUGGGCAGAUGCUCAUUUAGAUCCUAAUGGGAUCACCCAAGCUCAAAAAGCAUCAAACUACUGGCUUUCCCGUAUUCAACUCCAAAAUAUUCCACUUCCACAAUCUUACUAUACUUCUCCACUCUAUCGCUGUCUUCAAACUUCCAACAUUACAUUCUCUACUCUUCCUCUUCCUAAAUCUCGUCCUUUCAAGCCAUUGGUUAAAGAACUUCUCAGAGAAGGGAUUUCCGGUCAUACUUGUGAUCGAAGAAGUAAUCGCACUUUCAUCCACGAAUCAUUCCCCUCAUAUAAAAUUGAGAAAGGAUUCGCAGAGAAUGAUCCCUUCUGGAAGGCAUUGGAGGGUGAAGUUUCUAUCGAUCAGGAUAUUAGAAGUAAGAAGGUUUUGGACGAUGUUUUUGGAAGUGAUGAUCAUACUUGGUUGAGUAUUACAAGUCAUUCAGGGGAAAUUGCUAGUAUUUUAAGAGGUAUGAGUUCUUUAUCUCUUUUCUUGAAUUUUUACCUUGGAUUGUCGGGGUUUCGAAUGGGUGGUAUAUCACUCGAUGCUUUUUUCGAUGCAGAGAUUGUCCGUUGGAGAAGAACUCAGACCUCGCUUGUAAAAAAUGUGCAAUCUAACCCAGCCUGUUCUCUCGGUGUCACCCUCAUCCACCAUUUUGCUACUUUCAUCCCAAGAUACCAGACGGUACUAACUCCAUAUCAUGCAGUUCUACAUCACCAAGUCUUCAGCUUAGUGACCGGAUCUAUCAUCCCAGUCUUAGUAAAAGCAGAGACUAUUUCCGGAAGUCCAACUUCAACUUCGUCUCUACCCUCCUCCAGCCAACACGGCUACCUCAUAAGGUGGAAGAAAAAGAAGACAUUUGAGGAAAAGUUGUAA
Messenger RNA from Botrytis fragariae, 1320 nucleotides. Its product is annotated as putative gpi anchored protein. Bases 1 to 1320 code for a protein of 439 amino acids. Gene Ontology annotation, molecular function: phosphatase activity. The record is from RefSeq and is a predicted model, not a curated record. The transcript has 5 exons. Gene Ontology annotation, cellular component: cytoplasm. Lineage: Eukaryota; Fungi; Ascomycota; Leotiomycetes; Helotiales; Sclerotiniaceae.